ACCGCACAGUGAAGUGGUUUGCAACAGUUACCUGGCUCCUGGCCUCAGUCCAUCUGGAUCAAGUUGCGACCUGAAAGAGAUCUUGAAUUGGUGGUGGCAGUGCAAAGACCCAAGAAUGCCAGUCAGGAAGAAAGAUACUGAUCGAGCCUUAUCAUUACUGGAAGAGUAUUGCAAAAAACUAAGGACACCAGAGGAGCAGAAGUUGAAAAAUGCUCUUAAGAAGGUGAUGGGGAUAUUUAGGAGCAGCUUAUUUCAAGCUUUGUUAGAUAUUCAAGAGUUUUAUGAGGUCACAUUGCUAAAUUCUCAGAAAAGCUGUGAGGAGAAAAUAGAAGAAGCCAAUCAAAUAGUACAGAAAUGGGAGAAGACGUCUCUUCUUGUUCCAUGCCAGGACAAUCUCUCCCAAACUACAGAGCUUACAGUUUGCAAUAAAAUGAAGGAAAAUACUGAGCAAAACAAAGACAAUCAGCAUUUUGAAAAUAAAACUGAUGAAAAGAUCAGUCAAAACCAAGGCAAAUGUCCAGCCCAGAAUUGUCCAGUAGAAGCGCCUGCUUGGAUGCCUGUCCACCACUGUACUUUUUGA
Messenger RNA from Sorex araneus (European shrew), 580 nucleotides. Its product is annotated as disks large 1 tumor suppressor protein-like. The coding region runs from base 116 to 580 and encodes 154 amino acids. Lineage: Eukaryota; Metazoa; Chordata; Mammalia; Eulipotyphla; Soricidae. The record is from RefSeq and is a predicted model, not a curated record. The transcript has 6 exons. Gene Ontology annotation, molecular function: protein binding.